AUGGUGACCGGAAUCGAGGCUGUCGGGUUGGUCUUGGCCAUUCUCCCCAUGGUCGUGAACCAAGUGGAUAAUUAUGCCCGUGGGCUGGAAAGAAUCAAAGUCCUCCGUCGAUACAAAUGGCAGUUGGAGGGAUACUCUGACGGUUUAAGUGCACAGCACGCCAUCUUGUUGAACACGCUAGAAUUGUCUCUCGAGGGUGUUGUGAAUGAUCGCGACCGAGCUGAGUUGAUCAGGGACCCUAAAGGUCCGGGGUGGAGGGAUGCAGCAUUCGAAAAGCGUCUCAUUGAGAAGCUUGGUCGUGACUAUAUGCCAUUUACAGCAACUGUGAAGGGGUUAUGUGGCCUUUUGGAGGAGUUAUCUCAUCGACUCGGAUUGGAUAAUACAGACUAUUCCACGAUUACAUCAACAAAGCCCCUGGGGGCACUGAAGUUCCGCAAAAUAUUGUCUACUGCAAUAUAUGAUGAUCUGCUUGACAAGAUCAUCAAGACAAAUCAGACGCUCAAGACACUCACCGAGCAGUCUCAAUACCGUGUGCAGUCCAGUCCAGAUUCAAGACGGCGAAGAAAUUUGCAACGACAUCGAGAGCAAAGAAGACACGCAAGAGCUCUAUAUAAGAUCAUGGUUCAAGAAAGACAAUGCUGGAAUUGCGCUUGUCAGGAUGCGCACUCAAUUGGACUUCAAUUGGACUCGAAUGCCGAAACCAUGUCAACUUUCCACAUACUGAUUUCACCACCAAGUACCACUCCUCAUACGCGGCGAUGGAGCGAAGUUAAAUUGGAGCCCAGCGAGAAUGAACUUUCCCAAACUUUGACGCAUUGCAUCUGCAUGAACUCACAAACUAAUGGAAAGGUCAAGGUCAAUUCAACUACAUACUGCACGGAUUCGAUGCACAAAGUUCCCCAGUCUCCGGGAAGCGUUGUCACCAAUCUAUGCUCGGUCUUGAAUGAGCAAGGCAUUGAUCCAGUGGGAUACAUCUCCAGUAGAACAGCUCCAUCGGGUGCCAGAUAUAUCGUCACUCGUGUCGGCAACACUCAAGACGAAGUGUGCCGUUAUUCAUUGAGAGACACAUUUCUGGUCUCAUCCUCAGCGGUACGGCCAGACCAACAUAUAGAGCAAAUGAGCCGCCAAGACAGCCUCUACCUUGCCACUGCACUCGCCAACAGUGUUCUUCAUUUCCAUGGAACAUGGCUGCAAGAACAAUGGGGCACACAGGAUAUCCUCUUCAUCCGCACCAAGGAAGCUCUAUAUUCCCGGUAUCAACGUCCAUAUCUUGUUCGACGAGUAUCAAGUAUACAUCAGCCAGAGCUAAAUGAGUCCGCAUCCCAUAAAGGGAAAAAUAGGCAAUGGAUGUCAAAUGAGAUUCUCUUUCCACUUGCCUUGGUACUAAUUGAGCUUUCCCUGGGGAGUUCAAUUAUCUCACUUGUACUUCCUCACGAUGAGGGCUCGUCUGAGCAGGAGACGCUUUUCAAUGCUGCUACCCGUCUUCUUCAGCGGAAGGUUUACAUGACAAGUGGGCUGGGCUAUGGGGAUGUAGUUAAAGAAUGUCUCUAUUGGUCCAGGGGAGGUGGAUUCGAUGAUGAUCAGUUUGAUGAAUCAGUGUUUGACAUGAUUGUCUCUCCUUUAGUCAAGGAUUUCGAUUAUUUUGUGGGGAUAAGCAAUUGA
Messenger RNA from Penicillium pulvis, 1662 nucleotides. RefSeq lists its product as uncharacterized. Lineage: Eukaryota; Fungi; Ascomycota; Eurotiomycetes; Eurotiales; Aspergillaceae. The coding region runs from base 1 to 1662 and encodes 553 amino acids. The record is from RefSeq and is a predicted model, not a curated record. The transcript has a single exon.